CCGUCAAAGCCCGCCACAUGUUUGAUCAAUAGUCUCCAAAGCAGUGACCAAAACCACCAUUUCCGUACAAAUUUAAUACCUUUAAUGGUUUUCUCUCGCUCUCUCUCUCUCUCUCUCUAGCUGGCUUGAUUUGUUUUACCGACUCCAAUGGUCAAAAUUCUCUAAUCCUAUAAAAAAGGGUCGCCUUGUUUUUCAUCUACGGAUUUGAUUCAUCUUUCUUCCUGAUUUCGUAUUCAAUUUGUCGUUGACGAGUUCAAAGUCUCUAUACGAGAAAAAAAAAAUUCGAUUUUUAAUUAAGUUAUAAGACUUUUCCCCUGAAGUUUGUUGUUCCUCUGUUUCGUGAGUCGUUAUGAGUACUGUGGAAAGUAGCAAACCGAAGAUCAUCAAUAGUUCUUGUGGUUAUGUUCUAGAAGAUGUUCCUCAUCUCUCCGAUUACCUUCCUGAUCUUCCUACUUAUCCUAAUCCAUUGCAAGACAAUCCAGCAUACUCAGUGGUGAAGCAAUACUUUGUUGAUGCUGAUGAUAGUGUUCCUCAAAAGAUCGUUGUUCACAAGGAUGGCCCAAGGGGGAUUCAUUUUAGACGAGCCGGGCCACGUCAAAAGGUAUACUUCGAAUCUGAUGAAGUGCAUGCUUGCAUAGUUACCUGUGGAGGUCUUUGUCCUGGCCUUAAUACCGUGAUUAGAGAAAUUGUGAGCAGUCUAUCUUAUAUGUAUGGAGUGAAGAGAAUACUGGGAAUAGAUGGUGGAUAUAGAGGCUUUUAUGCUAAGAAUACUGUCUCCUUGGACUCUAAAGUCGUAAAUGAUAUCCAUAAGCGUGGAGGGACUAUCCUCGGGACCUCGCGAGGUGGUCACGAUACCACAAAGAUAGUUGACAGCAUUCAAGAUCGAGGAAUCAAUCAGGUUUACAUUAUAGGAGGAGAUGGAACUCAGCGAGGAGCAUCUGUUAUAUUUGAGGAAAUUAGACGACGUGGCCUGAAAGUUGCAGUUGUUGGAAUCCCGAAAACAAUCGAUAAUGACAUACCUGUGAUAGACAAAUCAUUUGGGUUUGACACAGCUGUAGAAGAGGCUCAACGAGCUAUUAACGCAGCACAUGUGGAAGCGGAGAGUAUAGAGAACGGUAUUGGCGUUGUCAAGCUUAUGGGCCGCUACAGCGGUUUCAUAGCGAUGUACGCGACUCUAGCAAGCAGAGAUGUGGACUGCUGUUUGAUUCCGGAGUAACCAUUUUACCUGGAAGGUGAAGGCGGGCUGUUUGAGUACAUAGAGAAACGGCUCAAGGAGAGUGGUCACAUGGUGCUCGUGAUUGCAGAAGGUGCAGGACAAGAUCUAAUGUCGAAGAGCAUGGAAUCUAUGACACUCAAGGAUGCAUCUGGUAACAAACUUCUUAAAGAUGUUGGUCUUUGGCUGUCACAAAGCAUCAAGGAUCAUUUUAAUCAGAAGAAGAUGGUGAUGAACCUCAAGUACAUAGAUCCAACAUACAUGAUUCGAGCUGUUCCCAGCAAUGCGUCAGACAAUGUUUAUUGUACACUUCUGGCUCAGAGUGCAGUGCACGGUGCAAUGGCUGGAUACACUGGCUAUAUCAGUGGUUUAGUGAACGGACGACAAACCUACAUACCCUUCUACAGGAUAACGGAGAAACAGAACCAUGUGGUGAUCACAGACAGGAUGUGGGCAAGGCUACUAUCUUCGACAAACCAGCCGAGUUUCUUGGGCCCCAAAGAUGUCUUUGAUAAUAAAGAGAAGCCGAUGUCAGCUCUCCUGGACGAUGGCAACUGCAAUGGCACGGUCGAUGUUCCUCCAGUCACCAAAGAGAUCAACAAGUGACCUGAACAUAGGAACAACGACAUAAGCUUUGACGUUUUCAAAUGGUGUUACAAGUUUUAGGUAGGAGUAAAAUAAAAGGGUUUUGACGGUUUUACCCUUUUUGGCACAACAUAGAUGCCUCAUGUUGUAAUUUUCCACGUCAUGAUGAAGCAGAUAUAUAAAUAAGUUCCAUCUAUCCGAUUUUACAUUCUGCGAAUACAAAAAUAAAAAUUAAUAGCUUAUAUUGAUUAUAAUCA
Messenger RNA from Arabidopsis lyrata subsp. lyrata, 2055 nucleotides. RefSeq names its product ATP-dependent 6-phosphofructokinase 3. The record is from RefSeq and is a predicted model, not a curated record. Gene Ontology annotation, biological process: fructose 6-phosphate metabolic process; glycolytic process. Lineage: Eukaryota; Viridiplantae; Streptophyta; Magnoliopsida; Brassicales; Brassicaceae. The transcript is spliced from 13 exons. Gene Ontology annotation, molecular function: 6-phosphofructokinase activity; ATP binding. Gene Ontology annotation, cellular component: cytoplasm.